AUGUUUAAGAAUAAUGAGAACUCUCAAGAAUCAAAUAAACGGAAUAAUCUAUUUAAUGCAUUUUCCAAAGCGCAUUACUAUUUAAAUCAAAACUGGCUCAGACAAGCUUAUCAAUAUUCUCCUCUCGCAAUAGAACUCGCGCAAGAUUCGGAAGAUCAGGAAAUUAUGGAAGACGUUAAGUCAAACACAAUUCAGCCUGAUUCAAUCAAAGAUCAAGAAGUAAAAAUACCUGAAAUUUUAUCAUUAUUAAAUCAUUCUCAAAAUAAUUCGAAACCGUUUAGUCCUUUGAGCAGAGUUUUAUCUAACACGCUAUUAAUUAAGCAAAAUGUACUCAAAUCUUCUCCUUUAUUUAAUAAUGGAUCUGGAAUUCUGAAAAUUUCAUUAAAGAAGUUCGAAUACGAUACCACACAAGAUUGUUUAGGUUAUAUUCAGUUAUAUAAUUGCGCCAAAUUCAUCCCAAACAGUGAUAAAAUUUGGUUUACAGUACAAAAAGAUAAAAUCAAGUUUACGCAAACAGCAUAUCCAUAUGUAUUCUUCGAAGUCAACAAUACACCUGAAUUGAGGUUCCUUUGCGUUGUUUGUAUAAAAACAGGAGCUUCUACAGUUCCUAUUGCGGUUUCUGUUAUAAAAUUAUUCGAUAGCGAUGGAUUUUUCAUACAGAACAAGUGUUUUUCGAAACCGUUUGUUAAAAUUACUGACUUUUUAACAGAUACGAUUAUUCGAGCAAUAGUUUCAACAGAAGUACGUGAUCCUAUUGAUAUAAACGUUGAAAUAGAAACAUCCCUUGUCGAUAGCGUCAGUGAUUUUACAUUUACAUACUCAAAUCAAAAUUCCGGACAUUUAGUUGUAGUUUCCAGGCCAUAUUCAUUACUUUUCAGACCUCCAAUAAUUUAUAUUACUAAUUUCAGACUGAUUUUCAAGACACAACCGAAAGAAGAUUUAAUUAAUCUAAAAUUCUUUGUUUUGGCUGUUCCUGAUGGUGAACCCUGUCAAUUUAUUGUAUCUCCGAACUCUCCUUACCUCGAAAAACUGUUCAUUACGCUCUCAAUCCCUUCAAACAAAGAAAUAAUUUUCCGGGAUGAGCUCCAACUCUUUUUUGAAGGCAUUCCAACAGAUAAAAUGCAUAUUGUUGUUCAGAUUUCCGGUAAAUCAGAGGUUAUUGGCACUGCUGUCUUCAUGUUUCCAACAAGAUCAGGAGAAAUCACGGCAAACGUGUUUGAAGUAUCGCAAUUACCCGAAGGAUACCUCGACAAGCCUAAGAAUAAGAAGAUUCUUUUAUCUGCUUCAGUGAAAGCCCCUGAAAAUUUAACAAAUGCAAAUCAAUUUUGUCAUGACCUUGCAACUGUUGAUUGGUCGAAGUUCCAACUUGAAACAUUGGCUGAUAACUUUGUUCCUAUUAUAUCAAAUCUCCUUGGAGAGUUAGAUUUUAACUCAGGAGCAAAAUUAGUCGAAUUUAUUGGUUUAUUCCCAGCAGAUAAUGUUGUAUCAUGCUUGAAACAAUGGGCAAAUCACUUCUUUGACCCAACAACUAACUUUGAGAACAUAUUUACAAAAAUACCAAUUGUAUUUUCAAAAGUUCUCGAAGAUUACAUCAAUAAUCAGCAUAAUCCUCAGGUUGUAUCCAUUCCUUUGGCAUUUCUGAUCGAAUGUUUGAAUGUUUGUCUAAAAACUAAAGGAGUUACGCAAAGUUCUUCAAUUUUGAUAACUCUCUUGGUCAUGUCCACGAAUGUAAUCAUUAAAGCAGUGAAAUCCAACUCCACAAACUUCCAAAAUUUGCCAACAACGAAAUUAAAUAAUUCAUUAGCUGAAAUAGCAGUGACAAUCUUGGAAGGUUAUGAUACAAAAGUCUUUAAUGAUGCUAUAUACUUCCAUAUACAGAGUUUAAGAAAGGCAAAUGACUCUACAAAUUAUUCUGUUUAUUUACUUUUCAGAUUUUACAGAGUUCUCGUUGGAUCCGAUGCUUUUUGCAAAUUCUCAACGAGCAAAUGCAAGAUUUCCCACGUAGAAAGCGGAUUUUCGAAUUAUCUCAAAUUUCUUUCACCUUUAUUCCAUUUUAUCUCGAAAUCCUUUGAAUCUGACCACGUAACUCCCAGUAUUCUAUCGUUAAUCUUAAGUAUUAUUUCGACAUUUUCCCAAAAUGCGGAACAAUACUCCGGAGAAGAGAGAACAAGGGUUGCAUCUGCAUUGCUCCCGUUGCUACAUAUCUUUUACACCAACUACGAUUUAUCUAUCAUGAAGAAAAACAAAGAAAUAACAGAAUUAGUUUUUCCAUCUGUUCUUUUCAUCAUUUCUUAUUGCACUCCCAAGGCCAUUAAGGCUUUCUUCGACUCAUUGUCUACAAUGCAGAUCCAAUUUAUGAACUUUUUGGGACAAAUACUGGAACAUAUCAAAAGAGGAAAGAAUUUACAACUUUUGCAUGAUGCAACACGAAGAAUCCUUACUUUCAUAUCUCUUUGUCAGGAUUCUUUCAAAGAUUUGGAUAAUUCUGUUUUUGAAAUCUUCAGAAAUUGCUUUUAUCCAAGCCAGAGCAAGUCCAAUUAUUCCCUAAUUUAUUCUGUUGGCGAAAUGAUCCUGAAUUUUCAGCAACACGAGCAGAGAAAGAACGUAAUUUCUCAUUGUGUCAAUUUACAGCUCAGUAACUCCAAAGAUGAGCGAUCAUUGGGCAUAGCAUUAACUCUUUAUGCCUUCAAGAGUGAUUACGAGAAGUACAAAUCGAUUGUUGUCUCAUCAACAGAUUUUAUGGAUUGUUUGGCCACAAAAUUAUUCAAUUGCAGCGCAGCACAUAUCUUUACAUUCACUUUUAUGCUGAAUAUCCUCAAAGAUAUCGCUUCAAGUAGCGAAGGACCUUAUAAUCAUCCAAGUGAGCUCUCCCAGCUCGUUUUAGAGAGAAUCAACGCUUCAUUCGUAGUUGUAGAAGGCGUAGUAAGCCAACGCGAUGUCGUUUAUCCUGUAGAUGUCAACGCAUUAAAUUUGAUGAGAAUUGCCGAUCAAUAUUACGAAAUGCCGAGUAUGAGGGUCAAAUGGCUUCGCCAAAUAGUAAUUAAUGCAAGGCUCGCCGAAGACUUUUCUUCAGCUUUUGUCGCUCAAAUGCACGUUGUAGCUCUUUGUUCAGCGGCUAAUUCAGCUUUGUGCAAGAAAUUCGACAGAAAUGAAGACGAUAUUGAAGUUCUGACCAUGAGAAGAACUUCUAUUCGCGAAAGAAACGGAGAUUUGUUUUUGAACUGCGAUUUCACAAGUUUCAUACCCGGAUUAGAGAAAGAUUUGAAUAUUAAGAAUCUCUGCGUAUCAGCGGACUUAUUACAAGACUUUACAGAAGAUAUUGUAAUCGCAGAAUUAGAAUUAGCGGAAAAUCUCUGCAGACAAGCUUGUUUGUAUCAACCUCUUUAUAAGAUACACUCAUUAUUGAUAAGAGGAUAUCAUAAUACAAGAGAUUACAAAUCAAUUGCAGAAGAUUUGAAAUCUUUCUCAUCAGAUUGUGGAAAAGCAACGAACAACAUAAUCCCACCUCUUUCUUAUUUCCUUCUCGAAACAAAGGACGAGAAAAUGAAUGUAAAAAGACAAGUUUUCUGCUUACAUUCCAGAUAUUACCAAAAAAUGCCUCAAAUCAUCGCAGAAAACGGUAGAUUACCAAAGCCUCCGAAGAUGUGUCACGUGCACUCCCCGCAAUGUGAAAAGGAAGAAGGUUCUUGCUUGGUUCCGAUAUUCCCCAUUAAAAAAGACGAUAACUUUACAUUUUUUGAUGAAUUUGUUUCGGAACCACAAUUCCUUAAUCAAACCAAUUCUGUUAUAUAUCUUAAGACAGUUAAUCCUCUUCCCUUCUACAAGAUGUCAUCAGAUAUUGCUGUUUAUGAGAUGAAACAAGUUCCAUUGGAAGAAUUAUGUGAAAAGAAGGUUGAAUCAGACAUUAAACUACUAGAAGAAGCUGCAAAUGAGACACAAAGAUGGAUACCAUCACCAGAUGUCUACAUUGAACAACACAUUGAGAAAUUACCGAAAAUUCUUCAAAGUGUCAUCAAUGAAGAGAUGCAUUCUGGUGAAUAUCUAAAGACAUUGUUCAGAUUUGAUAAAGAAACUGUAAAGAAACUCGCAGAAAAACUUGCACCGUACAUGGCAAGAGUUCUUUAUGUCUACACGAAAUCUUCUUCUGGAUUAGUUUCGAGAGAAGCUCAUGAGUCUUUGAUUCCUCUGAAUAAGUUCGCUGUGGAACAGUUCUUGGGAAUUUUCGGUGUGAAACCACCUGUUAUUAAUGAUAAUUUGUUAUUUGUUGAUGCUAUUAGUAACGAAAUCAUGUUUUAA
This is a messenger RNA of Trichomonas vaginalis G3, 4296 nucleotides long. Its product is annotated as dedicator of cytokinesis DOCK family. Gene Ontology annotation, biological process: small GTPase-mediated signal transduction; positive regulation of GTPase activity. The record is from RefSeq and is a predicted model, not a curated record. Lineage: Eukaryota; Parabasalia; Trichomonadida; Trichomonadidae. The transcript has a single exon. Gene Ontology annotation, molecular function: guanyl-nucleotide exchange factor activity. Bases 1 to 4296 code for a protein of 1431 amino acids.